Molecule: messenger RNA, 3346 nt
Organism: Carassius gibelio (silver crucian carp)
Lineage: Eukaryota; Metazoa; Chordata; Actinopteri; Cypriniformes; Cyprinidae
Product: nuclear receptor subfamily 5 group A member 2
Exons: 7
Coding region: 220-1731 (503 amino acids)
Biological process (GO): tissue development; hormone-mediated signaling pathway; regulation of transcription by RNA polymerase II
Cellular component (GO): RNA polymerase II transcription regulator complex
Molecular function (GO): nuclear receptor activity; zinc ion binding; RNA polymerase II cis-regulatory region sequence-specific DNA binding
Source: RefSeq, a predicted model, not a curated record
UAUGAGGGCAUGUCUACUGUGUGAACGCACGAGGCCGAACACUAAAGAGCUGCUGCCCUCGCACACAUCACGCAGGUUUUACCGGGGAAACAGUCGCGCACUGAACCGGCAGGAUCGCGCAGCGUCGCGGCUCUGCUGAUUAAAUUCCUCGCGCAGAGAGCAGCAGCACUGAAGCACCGCAGAGGAGCAGAGUCACUGACAGGCGCUCGGCGGGGCGGAAUGGACUACAGUUAUGAUACGGACCUGGAAGAGUUGUGUCCGGUGUGUGGGGAUAAAGUAUCUGGCUAUCAUUAUGGUUUAUUAACCUGCGAGAGCUGCAAGGGUUUCUUUAAGAGGACCGUACAGAAUAACAAACGGUACACAUGUGCAGAGAGUCAGGACUGCAAGAUCGAUAAAACCCAGAGGAAACGCUGUCCGUUCUGCCGCUUUCAGAAAUGUCUGAACGUCGGGAUGCGGCUGGAAGCUGUCCGUGCUGAUAGGAUGCGAGGAGGGCGCAAUAAAUUUGGCCCUAUGUACAAACGAGACCGGGCGUUAAAGCAGCAGAAGAAAGCUCUCAUCAGGGCGAGUGGCUUAAAGAUGGAAGCCACGCCCCCUUUGAUGUCAUCCCCUCAGUCUGACUACAGCUUCAGCACCGCUCUGUCCACCCCAGCUCCAAAAAACACCCACCUAAACAUCGGUACCUCGGUGGCCCCUACAGAUUACGAACGCAACCUCUACGCAUCCAGUUCCCUGAGUUUAUCCAUCCCCAUACCAGCGCACACCCCUCUGCCAGCACAGUACCCAGCGUAUCCCACCCUGCCCAGCCGCGCCAUCAAAUCUGAGUACCCCGACCACUACACAAGCUCAGAGCAUUACACCAGUGCCAGCUCCCCAGAAUCCAUUCCAGGCUACACAUACGUCGACCAGACGCAAGUGUCAACCAGCCCGCCGCUCGCCCCACUGGGCUUAACGGUACCGCCGCUGGUUCUAGAGUUUGUUCGCUGUGAGCAAGAUGAGCUGCAGGUGCAAAGCAAGAUAAGCGCUCACCUGGCUCACCUGCAGCAGGAACAGAACUCUCGGAGCGCGGCGGCCAAUCAGGAACAGAACACACGUCUCGCUGCCAAACAGGAACGGCUCAGCACCUUCGGCCUGAUGUGCCACAUGGCCGAUCAGACGCUCUUCUCUAUAGUGGAGUGGGCGCGAAGCUGCAUCUUCUUUAAGGAGCUAAAGGUGGGAGAUCAGAUGAAGUUGCUGCAUAACUGCUGGAGUGAGCUGCUUGUGCUGGACUACAUCGCCAGACAGUUGCAUCAUGGGAAAGAGGACAGUGUGCUUCUCAUUACUGGACAGGAGGUUGAGCUUGCGUCUUUACUGGCCCAGGCAGGGGUCACUCUGAACGGGAUGAUACAGAGAGGUCAGGAGCUUGUGCACCGUCUGCAGGAGCUUCAGCUGGACCGCAGAGAAACCGCCUGUCUCAAAUACCUCAUCCUCUUCAACCCCGAUGUGAAGCUGUUGGAAAACCAGCCUUACGUGGAGAGCGUGUACGAGCAGGUGAACGCCGCACUGUUGGAGUACACACUGUGUGCGUAUCCACAAUUCCCGGACAGGUUUAGUCAGAUUCUGCUGCGCCUUCCUGAGCUCAGAGCACUCAGCACACAAGCUGAAGACUACCUGUGCUACAAACACCUGAGCGGAGAGGUGCCGUGCAACAACCUCCUCAUAGAAAUGCUGCAUGCCAAGAGAACCUGCAUCUGACACACACACACAUUUACAGGCCCGAUUCCUUUGCAGAUGACACUGUUAUUGACUAGAUGUUUUGCAGCAGUCGUCUUUCGCACACAGAAAACCUCAUCAACCAUGCCACUGUGUUUCUGAAAGGAAAGAGGGGAGAUGUCAGUGUUAUUGACUGUGCUGCAGCGAUGACGUAUUUUGUAGGUCAGCAUCACCCUGGUUCCUUUGACAAAAACACAAUUCAAUUUUUUGCAGAAAAUCAGCUCUGUGAUUCUUACCCAUUUUGGUCAGGAAUGAACAACUGUUUGAAGCCUAAAUACAAGCACUUGGAAGUAGAAAGCUAAACUCUACAGCACACUCGCAUGACUUCUGCUCUUUCAUUCCUUGAAAGGUAGAAUAUUUUAAAAGAAUGCAAUUACAAACACAGUGAGGCUGUCAAAGGGAGUAGAUGAGUUAACUUGUUCGAUGUGAUGAUCUUGAAUGUCCUCAACAAUCUCUGUAGUCCCAUUUACCAAAUAGUUAGCCAGCAGCUUUUUCAAUCAAAAGGGUAUUAAACAUGAAAAUAUAUUGAGCUUGUGUACAGUACAGACUUUAGUUCAGGCAUUUAUCCAAAAACCCAUUUAAAAACCAAUUGACUUUAGACCAAUGGAACCGAAAAUGCUACGUAAAAUACUUGUUUCCAGGAUUUGGCUUACAAAAAUACGUCAUCCCUUGGCACUCUAUUUAAAAAAGUGACAGAUUGUGCCUUCCCUCUAAACACACACACACACACACACACACAGACACCAAGAAGCACUUAUUCCAGUAUUUAAAAGACAAGGUGAGGCACAAUCACAGCCAAGAACCUCCCACUUAGACAGGAAGCGGCAACAUGUCUGUCAUGACAAGUGAGGUAUUUCAAUAAUUACAAUCUAAAGCACAAAUUAAACGAUAAGCUGAAAUCUAAUGAUUUCAUCAAGUGAGGCCAGUAAAUGAGCUAAGCAACCUUCAUUAACAUUCCCUUUUUAAGAUGGAAAGCGAGAGGGAGAAAGAAAGAGGGAAGGCCUCAUUCAACACAAAGCACACCCAUAAUAGCUCUGCCAUAAAACCUAGUGAGCUACCUACAUAGACAGCAUCAUUUACGCUUCUUAUGAAAUGUAAUCUCAAGGCAGCACACUAGGUUUUUGAACAGAGCUCUUUAAGCCCGUAUUUAUCAGACACUGCACACUUAAACACCAGUAUAUUGUAUGUUUCAAAAGAGUUGUGUGUGUGUGUGUGUGCUUAUGCUGAGGCAAGGGGAGGUAAAUUAGGACUUGCAAUUCUGCCUUAACACUAACACUGUUGAUCCUGUGACGCUGAGAGAAUCAAUGGGCAUAAAUGACUAUUCAGAUGUGUUUGUGUCUCUGUGCGUUCUAAUGUGUGAGUGUGUAAAAGGGUGUUGGUGUGCGCGCGACUGUUAAGAAAUGUCAUCUCAAUAUAUUAAGCCCCUCUCAAGCUUCGGCCAAGCUGAUUAUGAUAUCUCAGCAUGUUUGAUUUUUGUAUAGUGAAGUGUCUGAUUGGUCAAGUUCUCUUUCAUGUAACAUGUUUGUGUUAAUGACAUUUGUUAUGAAUGUGCUUAACUGUAUUGUUUCAAAUGAAUAAAUACAAAUUAUUUAAACCA